GCCGUCGUCACGUCGCCGCCGGAAAAUGUUUGUACAUGCACUCGCCGCCUAGUCGCCGCUGGUCUCUCGUCUGCAAUCCCUAUUAAAUCAAUUCAAAAUUCCACACGGUUUGGCGACGACGGGGAGGGUAACCUGCUCCUUCUCCUUCUCCUGGUUAUCCUUUGAAUGACACAAUCCACUCGCCAUAGGCUAGUUCUUAGAUGCUAGUCACAAAGCUUCGGUUCGUGUACUCUGUCAUACCAGUACGUGUCUGUUUGGAAUCAGCAUGGCAGUUGCUGUCCAGCAGAUGGAGGCUGCUACAGUCCGUCUGGAGGAAGGGAUGGUUCUCAACUGUUUGUGUCCCUGGGACGGCAACCUCAGCAUGGUGUCCUGGACCAAAGUACCAGACAAAGAUCCGGUAGCUAUUUUCCAUCCAGAGUAUGGAGUGGUCUUUUCUCACCGCUACCGGGAAAGGAUAGAGUUCCUGAGGACCACGCCUAUGGACGGAAGUAUUUCCAUGAGGAAUGUCACUCACCAGGAUAUCGGGGUUUACCACUGCUCUGUUCAGACCUUCCCUCAAGGCCCCUGGACAAGGAACAUUCAGGUGGAAGAUUUAGAUGAGCCCCCAGAGGAAGACAACAGCACAGGGUCCCCCACCCAAGAGGUGAUCAAGACGGACACAGAGUUGUUGGCAGAGCCGGACAACAACCUGACCAUCAGCUGUAACCACGAGCACAAUGGUACCGUUUACAAGGUCAUUUUGGAGAAGAUGCCACAUGGCCAGCCCUGGGGCAUUAUCGGCGUGUGUAAGAAGGUGGAAGGGGGCCUGUUGAGCGAGGACUACAGCGACAGAGGCAGGGUCAGCUGUGCAGACAGCCUGGAUGUCAGUCUGCACCUGAUGGGUGUGGUGCAGGAAGAUGGUGGUUUCUACCGCUGCACCUUCAGCACAGAUGCAGGGGUGCGGACCACCACUGUGCUGCUCACUGUGCCCCCUCCAGGUGGAUUCAGCCUAUCUGUGUACAUAAUGUAUAUUUACAUUGGGGCUGGAGCUGCUGGGCUUAUUCUACUUAUUGCCAUCAUCAUACUAGCAGUGAAGCACAGGAAGAAGAACAGGAGAGAGGAGUACAGAGUCAAACUGCACCCAUCUCAAAGACAGCCAAACUUCUAUGAGAACGUCUUUCUGUGUCCCAGGAUGGCAAAGGAGUCCAGGCAGAUAAAAAAUUGCCCGGUCUAUGCCAACCUACAGACUGCACGAUCACACAAAACCAAACAAAUGGAGGCAGUGGCAGAGGCCGUAAUGGAUAUGCAGGCUAUCCUGCUAGGAAACAAGACAAAUGUGGACAAGCUAGAAAUGUGGAACAUAAAGGGACAAUAUAGUUUGGAAUCACAAGUUUUUGCCUUCAUUCUCUCAUCUUGCUGUUCGCGGAAAAACAGUAGAAGCUGUAACUAUAAAUUUGACUGUGAUGCGUGUGUAUGCCCAGCAAUACUGAAAAUGAUGUGUGUGACUGUAAAAGACUCCCAUAUGGUAUGAAUAAAACAAUGUCAUAGCCACUA
Messenger RNA from Perca flavescens (yellow perch), 1533 nucleotides. It is a transcript of the gene cd226, whose product is annotated as CD226 molecule. The transcript is spliced from 7 exons. Gene Ontology annotation, molecular function: cell adhesion molecule binding. Gene Ontology annotation, biological process: positive regulation of immunoglobulin mediated immune response; positive regulation of natural killer cell cytokine production; cytokine production. Gene Ontology annotation, cellular component: external side of plasma membrane. Bases 266 to 1510 code for a protein of 414 amino acids. The record is from RefSeq and is a predicted model, not a curated record. NCBI's taxonomy places the organism in Eukaryota, Metazoa, Chordata, Actinopteri, Perciformes, Percidae.